CACGAAUCCCAAAGACUCGAUUGGACUUUGUAAUGGUCAAAGAUUAGACGCAGAUCGUCAUGUGUAAUAAGAGCCUCCCCGAUGUAACGACUUACCAGCAGAUACAUCUUAGACGUUCUCUUAUGAAGAUUACUCCCUGAACCGAAGUUAUAUAGAUAUUUGUUUUAUUUAAAUUUAAAUUAUCAUUAAAAUAAUAUUAUCAAAAAUUUUUAAUUUUAUUUACUGUAAUGUCGUUUCAACUUGAAGUUGGACCUCUUGAUGAGGAAACUAAAAAAUUAGCUGAAGUUGAGCUUAGAGAAACACCGGAAAAUGUUAAAAAUGGUAUUGCUAAUCUUCGUAAACUUCUUGAAGAAAGUGAAACCUUGUAUUACAGGACAGACGAUGAAUUUUUAUUGAUAUUUCUUCGACCUUGUAAAUUUUAUCCUGAAAGUGCAUACGCUUUGAUGCAAAGAAUUGCUGAUUUUAAAGUUAAAAAUGCAUCGCUUCUUGAUAAUUUAAUGCCGAAUGAUGAAAAAACAGCGAUAUUAGAGAAUAAUGUCGUAAAUGUCUUGAAGGAUCGUGAUCACAAAAACAGACGUGUGCUUGUAGUAAAUGCUGGUAAAUCAUGGGAUCCUUCUAAGGUGACAGCUGAUCAAAUGUUUAGAAUAUUUUAUUUAAUACAUGAAGCUGCUCUUUUAGAAACAGAGACACAGAUACGGGGCGUUGUUGUUAUAAUGGAUUUUGAUGGAUUAUCAAUGAAACAAAUAAUGGGAUUAUCGCCAUCAUUUAGUAUGAGAUUGUUAUCAUUUAUUCAGGAUGCUAUGCCACUCCGUUUGAAAGAAGUACAUUUUGUAAAACAACCAUUUCUCUUUAAUCUCGUUUGGAAUAUGUUCAAACCCUUUACUAGGGAAAAACUUAGAAAACGAAUGUUUUUCCAUGGAUCAAAAAUGAAUUCUUUACAUGCAUAUUUAGCUCCUAGUCACCUUCCUGCAAAUUAUGGAGGAGAAUUACCAGAAAUUGAUUACACUGGUGCUGAUUGGUUUCCAACUAUUUUAACAUGUAACGAUUCUAUUAGAGAAUGGAAUACAUAUGGAUAUCGCAAAUAAUAUAAUAAUGUAAUAAAAGUUUAUGGUAACAUAGCAGUCUUUGUCAAAAAAAUUUAAAUUAAAAAGAUUGCUAUUAA
Messenger RNA from Microplitis demolitor, 1162 nucleotides. Its product is annotated as clavesin-1. Gene Ontology annotation, cellular component: membrane. The coding region runs from base 228 to 1085 and encodes 285 amino acids. The record is from RefSeq and is a predicted model, not a curated record. The transcript has 5 exons. Gene Ontology annotation, molecular function: phosphatidylinositol bisphosphate binding. NCBI's taxonomy places the organism in Eukaryota, Metazoa, Arthropoda, Insecta, Hymenoptera, Braconidae.